GACCAAAUGACAAUGUUUACUGUCAGACCUGAAGUGGUUGGUCUAGUGUGUACACGUUCAUUCAGAGAAGGGUAUUUUUAAGAACAGCUUUUGUCGUUUCUUCAGUUACUGACUUGGAAUAACUACUUAUUACGUGGGACUUUCUUUUGUAAGCUGAACACGGAAAGGCGGGAAUAUAACGAAUUGUUAUCAUCAUCGUCAUAUUUUCAUUACAUUCCAGAAAAACUUGAUUAAGGAGGAGAUUUCUAUAUAUAGGUAUUAAAAUUGGAGGCGUGUCUCAUAACACAAACUUGAUAACAAACUUAAGUUAGUCUUAUCUUCAAGUCAGAGGAAUAUUUUCAUCAAAAUAGUUUUCUUUGCUCUACUAAAGAUGGUCACAAAAUUAGCCGAACUCAGUAUUUGGUGGAUUUUCACGAUAGCAGUAAUUCAAGCCAAGCCAAUUGGCGAAUGCAAGACAUAUUUCUCUAUUAUUGGAUUAGAAGGUUCAGCUAUUAAUGGAACGGAUAUUUGCAGCAGAAAGGAAAUUCCUUUUGUGUAUUUUGUGCUGAAAUGCAAAGACAAUGACAGCGUGAAAUGUGCCAAGAAUCUACAAUGGUCAGCAUUGAGUGUAUGUGAUAAAGUCAAUAUUCACCAUGAAGAAAUUCCUAUCACCCGUAAAUUCGAUUCUGUAGAGAACGACAGUGAACUAUCCAUGGACUUAUCGCUCUUUAUUCAAUUCGAAGAUGAAGUAAAUGAAGUUGAUGACUUCUCUAUAGAAACACUUAUUGAUCCCAGUGAUGAUAAUACUAAAACCUAUGUAAACACAGUGGGAAAACAACACAAGACCAAAUUAGAAGUUGAGUUUCAUCGAGUAUGCAAUUUGCCAGAAGAUUUGAAAAACCCUUUCCAGGUUAUUUCGUAUCUUCUUAGCAACCAUCCUAUUGUUCGCCGAAAAAGAGAAGUCGGUUUGGAAUAUCCUGAUCCCAGUUCAAUACCUGCCGGUUACGUGGCCAAAGAAGAAGAUUUCCCUUCAGUUCAGAAUGAUGAGAUUUUAGAUGUAGCGGGUAAAGAUUUCUUUAACCCUAAUAUACAAGGUAGAGAAUUCACACCAGCUGCACCAACUACCACUGCUGAGCCACAUGCUAAAAGUUUUUGGGACGAUGUAGCUGAUAAGCAAAACGGAGCUUCGGUAGAUAAAACUGGAGUCCCCCCUAGUCCAACAGCUAUAGCACCUUCCGCAGAUCCAAAUGUGACAGCUGGGGUAUCAGAAGUUGUCGAUGACAAUUUAGCAGAAGAAAUAACUAUGGAGACUACGAUAACUGACGUACUAACACCAAAGAGUUCUACGUAUGGGCCUAUCACUAAGUCCCCAUAUACUCCUCCUAGAGGAAGAAGAACAACAUCUGCCGUCCCCGUAGCUGCAAGUACGGCAGGCAACCCAGGCCAAACACCAGGAAAAUCUCCAACAACACCUAUAAAUGUCACAGAAUAUACACCGUCGACAACAGCAAGUAUGGGAGCGGAUACAACAGAAGAACAAACUACGCCAUUUGUAAAAUCUACAACGACGAAACCAACAACACCGAGUACCACAACAACACCGAGUACCACAACAACACCGAGUACAACGGUAACGACGAACACACCCACUAGGCCGUCAACAACUCCCAAACCACCCCCUACGUCUUCUACGCAACCAUCGACAACGCCCCAACCAUCACCAACAACACCUAAACCACCGUCCACAACAGACAACAUCAAAAUUAAAUCAACAACUCAACAACCGCCUAAAACCCAGUCCUUUAAGCCCAGUACAAACAGUAUUAGUGUAGAUUCUGAAAAUAACACAACUCAAACGAUUCGAUCGACAACGUCAAAUUUAGUGACGGAACCGAACCUUAAUACACCUUUAACAUCUAUGGAGUCUGGUACAGCAGCUAGUUCGAGUGAUUUAGGAAUGGCACCAACAUCAGAAGAAAACAAUGACAGCUUUUGGCCAAUCGUAGCAGCAUUAGUUAUUGGUAUACCUUCUGUUAUCGUGUUUGGUAUCGCAAUUACCGUAAUCCACAAGAAGAGGUUAGGAAGACCACCGCGUUUUAUGUCUUCAUCAAUGUAUCCUUCGCUUUAGAUUGCACAGCACACAGAGCGAUGGAGAAACCAAAGCGCAGCCUGUACGUCAGGAAUCUAGGUACCAGGUCUUCUGUAUCGGUGUGAUCAUGUAAGAUUUAAGUAAUAAUAAUACUUUUGAUAAUAAUAUUUUAGCCUAUCAGCAUGUAAACAUGAGGCAAAUGGAUAAAAAGUGUGCGUGUGUUUAAAAUAAGAGCAUCUUACGAGUAUGUACUAUGUCAAGUGAAAACGUAUGUAUAUAUGGUUCAACAUAAUGUAUAUUUUUAAGUAUUCCCAUAUGCAUCUUGAAUGCAUUGUAUAUUUUUGUAAAUACAACAUGUGAAUAUGUUUAUUAUUAUUGCAUGACUGUCGUUAUUGUAAUCGCAUGAUCAGGGUAAGUGAUUUCUUGCAUUCAUCCUUACUAAUACAAGUUGAUGAAGGGACGUUCAGUUAUUUUGGAUAUCGUUGAUUGCUGUGUCGUUCGGUGUGUAAAAUGCACCCGCAACAUAUUGUAGUUAUAAAAAAAAUUGUCAGCUAAGCAAUUUAUGCACCGGAGACACAUAAUCAAAGAGCAUUCACUGGAUCGGUGAUUCAAGAAUAAGACAACAAGAACCCUUCCUUUAUCAGCAUCAUCAUCUUAAUCACCAUAUGGUCGUCUAUUAGAAUAUUCAUGUACUAGAUGUCGCACAAAUUUAUUUGAAGUCAUUGCAUCUUUGAAAAGGUUUAAGGAUAAUAAGAUUACUAGUAAAAUGAUUAAGCAGAACAUAGACUUAAGGAAAAAAGUAAGUUUCGAUAUUUUUUUUUAAGGAGUAAGUAUUUUAAAAAGUUUUGAAAUUGUAAAGGAAUUUUCUCAGUAUGUUCGUGUAUAUAGUGUAAGUAUUUUUUUCGGGGGAUUAUUUAAUUUAUUUGUUGGUAUUUAAAGUCUCUUAAAUGGAGCCCAUGUUUAGUCAAGUUGGAGAUACGGUGUAUAUAAAUACAACCAAAGAAUUUGGUCCUUUUUUAUUUCUUUAUAAACAUUUGUAGCCUUGGUUUUUGCCAUUUUUAGAUUAGGCUUUUAGUGAUUUGAUGAGGAAUAACCGUUUCUUUAGAUUUAGGUUGUUUUACAGUGGUAUCAUACUCAAGGAGCGCUUGGCUACAACUAUAGUUGAAAUGACACGGUCGCUUAUAUCAUCACUGCUUUUCUUAUUUCAGCUGCGCAUGUGUCAUUCGUCAUCUUGUCAAUGUUCUUUUUAUGAUUUCGCUAGCGACCACAGUUUAAUUGUUUUAACAUAAACACAAAAUAUCGACCCUUAGGCAAAUAAAGAAAUAUUAUACGUGCUUGACAAAUUUAUAACCGCGUUUAGCACUCUUUAGUACAGCUGUGUGUAACGCAAAUAAAAGUUGGUCGUUUUAAACGAAUUACCUUUAUCAACUGGAACCCACUCAUCGUAAAUAUUUUUAAAUACGAGUCUCUGACCUUGAUGGAAAUUAAAUUUCAUAUGUUUGGCGCUGUAAGGGUUGCUAGCGAUAUUAAUAUCACCAUCUUUAACCGCAUGUUGCUUGUUUCAUUGGCUCUUAUAGGAUUUGUAUUUCGAGCUUUGUCAAUUUAUCAAAGUUUCUAUUUCUUUUACGAUAGCAUUUCUAGUUGAUAGUAUACUUUGCCUUUUCACUGUUGUUCU
Molecule: messenger RNA, 3743 nt
Organism: Patella vulgata (common limpet)
Lineage: Eukaryota; Metazoa; Mollusca; Gastropoda; Patellidae
Product: mucin-2
Exons: 6
Coding region: 371-2107 (578 amino acids)
Source: RefSeq, a predicted model, not a curated record